Maniola jurtina (meadow brown) is the source of this 851-nucleotide messenger RNA. RefSeq lists its product as uncharacterized. The transcript is spliced from 2 exons. The coding region runs from base 102 to 821 and encodes 239 amino acids. Lineage: Eukaryota; Metazoa; Arthropoda; Insecta; Lepidoptera; Nymphalidae. The record is from RefSeq and is a predicted model, not a curated record.
UAUUCCAACCAUAAGACUUUUGAAAAGCACGUAGACAAUUUUUUUGAAAAAGCGCAAGGAUAUUAUCAAAACAUUAAUUUAGUAGGUACUUAAGUUCUUCAAUGGUGGAAAACUCGCUAAAUGUGACAAAUAUGCAGAAAUGUGGUGGUAUCUUCAUUGUGGCCUGUAUAUUUGUGUGUCUCACAUUUAAUUCUACUCUUCCACUUUCCAGAGAUUUAUCAAAAGCUACACAUGAGGCUUAUCACAAUAAUCUGAGUCAAAGAUGCGAUUUGAUUGAAAGGACUAAGAAAAUGGCAUCUAAUCUAGAAAACACUCUACGUAGAAUCAAGGACUCUACGCAGGAUUUUGGUAAAAGUAUUUAUGAUCAAUUAAAUACAGGAAUCAAAAACAUGGCUAAUAAAGACGCCAUUACCGAAGAUGAAAUAAGACACUAUGAAGAGUUGGUUAUAAUGAAAAAAUAUCCUUAUCUCGACUUAAAAGCAUUGGAAAUGAAAUAUAGUCCACUGCCUGCGAAAAACACCAGACAAAGUGCAAUAUUGGCUAUGGAUCGUUUACAAAAUGAACCUGGAGUUCACUGCGACACGGCAGAAGAUUUACUAAAUGUCGAAAUUACAAAUCGAGGAUUGUCUGGUUUUGCCAUACCUCCCCAUUUAGCAAAGCAGGCAGAAUCUUCAGAUAAAAAAAUUAUAGAUAACGUUGAAAGAAAAUUGAACGAGGAUGCACAUCCGAAAGUACCCGUUCCACUAGAUUUAGAUCCUAAUGUAUUGAAAAGUUUAAAAGAUGAUAUAAAUACUUACAUAGAACGAAAAGUUGCUAAAUAAAACUGUACUAUAACAUUGCAACAGCAGACU